This is a messenger RNA of Hylaeus anthracinus, 2780 nucleotides long. RefSeq names its product oxysterol-binding protein-related protein 9. Bases 152 to 2281 code for a protein of 709 amino acids. Gene Ontology annotation, cellular component: intracellular membrane-bounded organelle; cytosol; membrane. Gene Ontology annotation, molecular function: sterol binding. The record is from RefSeq and is a predicted model, not a curated record. NCBI's taxonomy places the organism in Eukaryota, Metazoa, Arthropoda, Insecta, Hymenoptera, Colletidae. The transcript is spliced from 14 exons.
CUCGCCUGAACGUUUUUGAGCUAUUAAAUCGAAUAUGUGUUUGUUUCGUUUCUCAAUAUUUAUCCGAAUUCGAAAUAUUUCAUUUACUUAUUAGAAAUUAUUUCGAUUAGCUUCGAUCUACAUAAAAAAUAACAGUGUGCAACAAAUAACAAUGUCGACGAUGGAAGGUUCGCUUAGUAAAUGGACAAACGUUGUUAACGGAUGGCAAUAUCGGUGGUUUGUUUUGGACGAUAAUGCUGGACUUUUAUCAUAUUACACGAGUAAAGAAAAAAUGAUGAGAGGAGCACGUAGAGGAUGUGUUCGUUUAAGAGGUGCUAUUAUUGGUAUAGAUGACGAAGAUGAUAGCACAUUUACAAUUACUACAUCAUCAUACAAAGAUGAUCCCAAAACUUUUCAUUUUCAAACACGGAAUGCAGAGGAAAGAGAACGUUGGAUUCGUGCUUUGGAAGAUACUAUAUUACGUCAUUCACAUGCUAGAUGGGAUCCUAAAAAAUCUCCACCUAGACAAGACUUUGAUCGCAAAGUAGCUGAAGCAGAUGCUUAUCUUCAAUUAUUAAUCGACCAAAUAAAAUUAAUUGAAACAAAACAGAAAACUGCUGCUGAAGAAGACGAUGAAAAGCAGGAAAAGUAUACAGUAGUUUUAACCCAAGCCAAUGCUUUACUUAAUUCUGUGAAGCAUACAAUAGUUCAAUUGCAAAUUGCAAAGAAUACAGCAAUACCUGUAAAUGGUAUAUACAGGGGACCUACUGAUUCAAUACACGUUUCAUCUGCUUUAGAUCAUGUUGCAGCUAGAGAACCAGAGGCAGUUGUUCAAACUGGAAUUGAACUAGGUUCCGAGUGUGUAGAACCAAGGGUACCUGUAUUGACAAAUGCUGUUGUAGAUAGAGAUCUUCCAGUACCGCAAUUUUCUUACUCAUCCUCGGAUGAAGAUGAAGAUUAUUACGAUGCAGCAGACGAAAUAUCACCUCCUGCGAUACAAAAUUAUAUCGCUGUUAGACGACGAGAUGGCGAACGAUCACAGGCAAACGUUGACACUAGUUUCAGUGAAAAUCGAAAGCAGCCUCCAUUACCACCAACAAAAGGUGAUGGGUCAGUUGAUUAUGAUGCUCUUUAUGAGGAGGAGAGUGAAACAGAAAUGGAUUCCAUGGAAUCUCAUGGAUCCGUUGUGACUCAUCUUUUAUCCCAAGUAAAGAUUGGCAUGGAUUUGACAAAAGUAGCAUUACCUACAUUUAUUUUAGAGCGCAGGUCGCUUCUUGAAAUGUAUGCAGAUUAUUUCACCCAUCCAGAUCAGUUUGUAAGCAUAGCAGAUAUGCCCACUCCAAAAGAUAGAAUGGUUCAAGUAGUUCGUUGGUACUUAUGUAGCUUCCAUGCAGGUCGCAAAUCAGGGGUAGCUAAAAAACCAUAUAAUCCAAUAUUAGGUGAAAUUUUUAGAUGUCAUUGGGAUUUACCCACUGACAAUGUAGAUAGCUCAACUGAUACAAAAGUAGUUGUUGAGGGUCCUGUACCUUGGUGUAAAGAAAAUCAACUAUCGUUUGUUGCGGAACAAGUUUCUCAUCAUCCUCCAAUAAGCGCGUUUUAUGCUGAACACUAUGCAAAAAAAAUUAGUUUUGGAGCACAUGUAUGGACAAAAAGCAAAUUUCUUGGAUUGAGUAUAGGAGUACAUAAUGUAGGGAAAGGUUGGGUAAAUGUAUUACAGCACGGAGAGGAAUACGUUUUAACUUUUCCUAAUGGUUAUGGUAGAUCUAUUCUCACUGUACCAUGGAUAGAGUUAGGAGGAACUGCAGUUAUACAUUGCACACAAACUGGCUUCCAAGCUACUGUAGAAUUCUUAACAAAACCUUUUUACGGCGGUAAACGUAACAGAAUUACUUGUCAAAUUACUCAACCAGGAGAGAAAAAACCUUUUCUUGUUAUAAAUGGAGAGUGGAGUGGUGCUAUGGAAGCAAAGUGGAUUGAUGGAAGAACUGAAACAUUUGCGGAUGUAAAGGAACUUCUUACACAAAGAAAAUUAGUAAAACCAGUCUGUGAACAAGAAGAACACGAAUCGCGAAAAGUUUGGCGGGAUGUUACGGUUGGAUUAAGAAUUAAUGAUAUGGAAAAAGCCACUGCUGCUAAAUGUACAAUUGAACAGAAACAACGAGAAGAAGCUCGUCUUAGAAAAGAAAAUAACAUUAAUUGGCAAACGAAGCUGUUCAAAGAAACUAAAGAUGGUGGUUGGGUAUAUGUAAAACCUCUUGCAGACAGAUUACAUCUUUCUUCUGAUCAAGCGAGCGCAACGUAAAUCCAUAGAAUGUUUUGCCGCAGUCUUAGACAUUGCACAGUACUAGAAAUUUAAGGCCUAAUUAAGCCAUGAAUUAUAAUAUUAAUUUAUAUAAUACAUUUUAAUGCUUUUCGAGAUACCUUUUUUAAGCCUAAUAACUCUAUACUAUUGGAACAAAGAAAAUUAAAAGAAAAUUAUAAAUUCUUUCCUCUAAAAUGUUGCUUUUUAUGUAAACCUGAUCGAGUACAAUAGCAACUGUUAAAAUGGUAUACAAUGUUAAGAUUUCAUUCAAGAUAUAAAAGUAUUUUGAUAGCUAGCAAAUUAUUUUUUAUAAUACAUAAUUACUGAUAUAGUCACGAUAUUAACAAAAAAAAAAAAUCGUAGUAUCGUGCCAUGUAUUAUAUGUGGACGUAGGUCUACAAAGCUUAUAUAUGUAUAUUACUACUAAAUAGAUAUGAAAAUGAUAUUCUUGACAGUAUAAUCUUUGCUAAUAAAAGAUGAAAUGUAACUUAGCAUAAUA